Messenger RNA from Cetraspora pellucida, 537 nucleotides. NCBI's taxonomy places the organism in Eukaryota, Fungi, Glomeromycota, Glomeromycetes, Diversisporales, Gigasporaceae. The record is from the annotation of a GenBank genome assembly.
AUGGAUAAAGUCUUGACUCCUGAAUAUUCGGACUGGUAUGCUAAUUUAGUUGAUUUACCAAGUUCUCAGACAGAUAAAAUUUGUUUGAGCUUAUAUAGAACAUAUGCGGAAGAGACUGGACUCAAUUCUUGGAUAAAGUCUGAAACUCCCAAAUCCUCACAAAUCGAAAAGGAUGUCGAAAAAAAGAUGUUAUUUGUACCACAGAUAAAUGUUUUGCCUACACUAUCCAAACUUCGAUCAUCAAUUUCUAUUCUACCUAAAGACCUGAAAGAGAAACAAAAACAUGUUAUUGAAAUGGUAUUAGAACGAUUUCCUUAUUUAACUUUGAAACAUAGUUUUAAAUAUAGUAAUUAUUUUGAUUUUAAUAGAUCUGUACUCUGUCCUAUAUGCAAUAAUGAUCAUAAAAAAGAGAAUAUAAGAAAUUUUAUAGAGGGUAAGUGGAGAAGUGGUGAAUAUUGUGGUGAAAAAACUUAUCAUCUCUAUUGUUAUAAAAAUAAAUAUCAAAAUUCAAUCCAAAUAGUAACCAUAAAAGCAUAG